UGAGGCCUAAGAAGGAAGAGAAGAAGACUCAUGUGUCAAUAAAACUCAAACUAACCUCAAAAUUUGCGAUUCGAAUUCAAGUUAAUUCAACGCUUAUUUGCACUCAAUUUUCUACCGUUUAAGUUCAUAUUUUCACUAUGAAGUCUUAUUUUAACGAAACAACCAAUUCAUUUGACGAUGAAAUCUCAACUACUAAUGUACCAAAAAAUCACAAUUCUGCCAAAAAUAGCCAAAAUUUCGCCGAAAAACUGGACGAAGAGCUGUUUUUCUUCGAUUUAGAAGGGAACAAGUACAAUCGAAAGGCUGUAAUAAUCGACAUGCUUGACAGUGAUCUGGAAAUGAUUUAUUCGGAUGAUCAAAUUCCGAAUGAAUCGGAAGAUAUUAACGAUAAUAAAAAGAAGAAAAAAUUGCGCAAAACCAGAAAUAAACACUCAGAUUUCCACGAUGAAAUUACAGGAAUCACUAAUUCAGAUAAUGGAGAAGUUUCUCAGAAUUCCCUUAAAACUCACAAAGUCCCUUCUUCUGAUUGUAUUUUGGAUUCAAUUUCGAAUGAAAUGGAAAAAAUCGGUGUAGAAAAGGGAGAAAAAUCAAAGAAGAAGAAGAGGAAGUGUGAAGAAAGGAAUCAAAGCGAAAAUACAGUAAUAAUCGAUAAUGGAGAUAUUCAGAAGAAAUCAAAGAAGAGAAAACGUUUAUUGGAACAUAACGAGGAAUUAAUUUUUAUUGAAGGAAUCGGGGAAGAAGAAAAAGAGAAAUCAAUAAAUGAGAAUGUGAACGAUAAAAAUUGUAAUUUAAAUAACAAUGAAAUUAUUCAUAUUGAAUAUAAUGAAAACAAUGUAGAAAAGAAGAAGAAGAAGCAGAAACAUAAAGAACAAUUUGAAUCACAAGAUAAAAAUCGAAUUGAUAUUAUACAUGAUAUUUCUGAUGAAACUCGAAGAAUUUCGAAGAAAUCGAAGAAGAAUAAAGAACAAAAUGACUGUUUGAACGAAGAACAUGAAAAGAUAUAUAACGAUACAAAUAAUUCAGAAACUUUCGACGAAAUUCUUGAUAUUCAACAGGAAAAUUUAAUUAUAAAUAGUGCAGAAAUAUCGGAAAAGAAGAAGAAGAAGAAGAGAAAGGAUAAAGAAAGUUACACGAAUUCCCCUGAACUGUCUCUGAAUAUUUCAGAGAAAUCGAAGAGGAGAGAACUUGAUUUAGAAGAUUCGAAUUAUAACGAAAAACUUGAUGAUAGUUCAAACUGUAUUAAAAAAUCGAAGAAAUCCAAAAGUAAAUCGAAAGAAGAAUUAGUACAUAAGGCGGCUGGAACGGAAAAUUUUGAAGAAAUUCUUCAUAUUCAAGAAGGAAAUUCAAACAUAAAUUGUGCCGAAAUAUCGGAAAAGAAAAAGAAGAAAAAGAGGAAAGAAAAUAACACGAUUUCCCCUGAACUGUCUUCAGAUAUUCGGAAUAAAUCAAAAAAGAGAAAAGUUGAUUUAGAAGAUUCGAAUUAUAACGAAAAACUCGAUGAUAGUUCAAACUGUAUUAAAAAAUCGAAGAAAUCCAAAAGUAAAACGAAAGAGAAAAAUUUAAAUAAAAAGGAAACUAUUCAAAUUGAAUAUAAUGAGGUUUACAAAGAGACACCAAAGAAGAAGAAGAAGAAGAAAUACGAAGAAAGCAAUCAAAGCGAAAAUACGACAAUAAAUGAUUCGAAUAAUAAUGGAGACAUUUUGAAGAAACCGAAGAAGGAAAAACAUCUAUUAGAACAUAAAGAAGAAUUUACUGAAGAAAAUGAAGAAGAAAAAUCGAUAAAUGAAAUUGAUAUAAAUUAUGAAUAUUUAAUUAAAAAUGAAAUUCAAAUUGAAUAUAAUGAGGUUUUCAAAGAGACAUUAAAGAAGAAAAAGAAGAAGGAGAAAUACGAAGAAAGCAAUCGAAGCGAAAGUACCAUAAUAAAUGAUUCUAAUAUCUCUGAUAAUAAUGAAAAAAUAUCAAAGAAAAAAAAGAAAUAUUUAUUGGAACAACAAAAUAUCGAGAAAACGGAAGAAAUCAAUCCUGUCAGAAUUAAAAAAGAAGAAAAUAACGAUAAUUCCGUUGAAAAUGCCGACGUUCUAGAGGGGUCCAGAGGAUUCGAAGAAACUAAAGGAAAUUUGAAACAAAAGGAAAACAAAAAAAUUUCGAUUUUUGGCAGGAAAAAAAUGAGAAGGAUACGGGAUCCCGUGUGGAUGAGAUUCCAAAUUGAAAAAGAAGAAUCUUCGAUCGACUGUGAUAAAAACCUGGAAGGCUGUGAAAUUGAUUUCGACGAAGAUAAAAUCUACAUGCUCAAAAGAGAAUUAGAGUGUACUUAUGACGAAUCUUCUGAAUUAAGUUCGCUCUACAUUUCUCUGCCAUUUGAAGAAAUUCCGGAUUUGCACGUGAUAAAAAGGGCAAGUAAACCGACAAAGGAACAAUCGCACUUGGCUAAAUUGUUGAAUGCGAAAACUGGGCCUUUUAGUAAAGAAGAAGACGAGAAAAUUCGAAGAAAUUGGAAGGAAUUUUGUCAGAGUCACCAUUUGAAUUUGGAACCUCGGGUGUUUUUCAAAUUCCCCAGAUGCUGGCCGAUACAGGAGAAAAUCAAAUUCCUGCAAUACCUUUCUCACGGCUUGGACAAUCGAGCUCCUUACCGGGUUCACAUGAGAUUCAAGAAAAUUUUCGAGCCUCCUGGACUCAAAAAAGGAAGAUAUACCAAAGAAGAGGACGAUAUAAUAAUAAAUUAUCUGAGUCGAACGAAUUCUUCGAGGCCCUUUUUCGAAUUAGGUUUGUUAUUAAACAGAAGCAGCAAAUCGGUGGAAGAACGACAUUAUUUAUUAUCUAAAGAUAAUAAUGAUAAUAACGGUGAUAAUAAUGUUCAAACUAAGCGAAUAAAAUGGGAUGUCAAGAUGGCUGAAAGGCUAAUCAAAGCCAUAAUGGAGAUUACGAAAACGAGUGACGUCAGCGAAUUAGAGAAACUUCGAUUGACCGAUGUCCAAUGGAAAAAGGUAUCCGGAAAAAUGGCUGAUAUUCCAGUGAAGAAAUUGCGAAGGGCUUGGGAUGUAAACGUUUACCCGAAAUUGUUCAUGAAAGACAAGGCGAGGAAAGUUCAAAAGAGGUUGAUUAAAAUUUUAAUUGAAAACAAUGAAAAUGAUUUUCGAACGGUAUCCUGGGAGAAAUACGUGGAUCAUUUUCGAGGAGUUACUGCUACAAAAUUGUACGAUUUAUUCAGGAGUAUGAUGCACAAUGUGUCCGAUUCGAUACGAACAUCAUUAACAGAUGUUUUGAAAUAUCUUUUGGAAAAUAUGGACAGCGUCAGAACGACAGCGAAACGUGUUAAAUACGAAUUCGAAAAUGGAAAAUUGAGAUCCGUUUAAAAUGGUAAUUGUUAACUUGUUAAAUUGGUCACUUGUUGUUUUUCAAUUUUUUUAAUUAUUUAUAUUAAAUAAUUAUUUUUCAAAAAGCAUCCAUUAAUCUAUUUGACGAGUUUAGGAUAUUUUUUCUAUUUGUU
Messenger RNA from Phyllotreta striolata, 3487 nucleotides. The record is from the annotation of a GenBank genome assembly. NCBI's taxonomy places the organism in Eukaryota, Metazoa, Arthropoda, Insecta, Coleoptera, Chrysomelidae.